GGAAAAGGCUUCAAAUUUGCUUGACAGAGAUGUAUAUAAAGACAAAAGAAACAUUUUGAGUAUGGUUUCCAUGGCAGACAUUUUUUAAAAAUGGCCGCCAUGACAUGAUAUCAACACCUUAAGAUUCCAAUAGAAGUACCUGGUAAUUGGUCGACAUGGAGCAGCUGGUCUUCCUGUGAUUCUUCUUGUGGAUUAAGUACAAAAUCAAGGUACAGAUAUUGUAACAACCCAGCUCCGCAAAAUGGAGGAUUGCCAUGUGUGGGGCCUUCGACUGACAGCAAGUUAUGUAAUCUAACUGCCUGUCCUGACGGUGUAUGGUCAUCGUGGUCAUUUUGGAGUUUAUGUUCAGCUUCAUGUCUCAGUGGUAUUUCUAAAAGAAUACGGACUUGCAAAAUGCCUGGGUGUUCAACAGUCAUCCCUGAUUGCAUUGGAAGUAGUCAACAGACAAAACAAUGUAAUUCAUUUCCCUGUCCAGCUGUUAUUCGAUUGGUCGAUGGCUCCAACGCUUACGAAGGAAGACUAGAGGUGUAUCAUGAUGGUGGUUGGGGAACAGUGUGCGAUGACGGUUUCAAUGAUAAGGCAGCCACUUUAGUUUGCAAAAUGCUUAACGUUUCAGGAGCAAUACCAAAAGUAUAUACUGGCGGGCAUUUUGGAGCAGGAUCCUUACCAAUCCUAUUAGAUGAUGUUACCUGUGAUGGAACCGAAAAUAUCUUGUUCGACUGUCGACACAGUACAUGGGGAACAAACAAUUGCGGUCACGGCGAAGAUGUGGGCGUGUCUUGUUUUGCAAGUAUAGAAGCUCGUCUUGCCGGAGGAAACUCUUCACAUACUGGACUUGUUGAGGUAUCUGUCGAUGGUUCGACGUGGGGAACAAUUUGUGAUGAUUCUUUUACAUCGAAUGGUGCUAAAGUUGUUUGCCGGAUGCUUGGAUACCCCUCAUCAAAUGCAAGCGCUUAUACCAGUCCCCGUCAUGGGAGCGGACAGAUAUUCUUAGACGAUGUUAAUUGUGUUGGUACUGAAAGUACUUUGGAUCACUGCAAACACUCCACAUGGGGAGUAAAUGAUUGCACCCAUUCAGAGGAUGUUGGCGUCAUAUGUGCAUAGACUGUUUAUCUGUUAUAAAAUCGAGAAAAUAUCUGUGGAUGUUUAUAAAUAAAACCAAAGUCAAG
Messenger RNA from Ruditapes philippinarum (Manila clam), 1169 nucleotides. Its product is annotated as neurotrypsin-like. The record is from RefSeq and is a predicted model, not a curated record. Gene Ontology annotation, cellular component: membrane. The coding region runs from base 394 to 1104 and encodes 236 amino acids. The transcript is spliced from 7 exons. NCBI's taxonomy places the organism in Eukaryota, Metazoa, Mollusca, Bivalvia, Venerida, Veneridae.